Enterobius vermicularis (human pinworm) is the source of this 120-nucleotide messenger RNA. The record is from the annotation of a GenBank genome assembly. NCBI's taxonomy places the organism in Eukaryota, Metazoa, Nematoda, Chromadorea, Rhabditida, Oxyuridae.
AUGCCGGUAUGUGUACCAUUGUGCAUGAGAACCUGUGGAAUCGGAUGUGGAUAUGGUUUUGGAAGAAGAAAACGUGCAACAGUUGUUUCCAAAAAUAUCAAUUAUCCAUUGUUAAAUUAA